Messenger RNA from Adineta ricciae, 1737 nucleotides. The record is from the annotation of a GenBank genome assembly. Lineage: Eukaryota; Metazoa; Rotifera; Eurotatoria; Adinetida; Adinetidae.
AUGCAUCUCGGUUGGAUUGAUUACGGAGUACUGGUCUUACUUUUAAGUUUGUCGGUGUGCAUUGGCGUUUACCAAGGAUGUUUUCGGUCCAAACAAUUGACAACACACGAAUUUUUAAUUGCUGAUGGAAAUUUUACCAACCGCGAUGAGUUUAUUAGCAAGUCUUAUAAAUUUAUUCAUAUGGAACCAUGUACCUCUACUGGGGCAAGUCGAUCAAGGCCAAAAAACAAGCAUGUUCAUUGUUGUUCUUAUAUAGUCUUUGCCUAUUUCGUUGGAACGUAUCUAACUGCGAAUUUAUUCAUUCCGUUAUUUCGUCAAAUAGGAAAUUUAAGUAUCUAUGCAUAUCUUGAACAUCGUUUCUCUUUAACAAUCCGCAUUGUAGUCACUCUGACGUAUAUAUUUGUUACCAUAUUCUACAUAGCUAUCGUCUUAUACGGGCCAAGUUUAGCAUUGAGUCAGGUAACUGGUUUACAUAUUUGGCUAGCAGUCGGCUCAUGUGGAUUGAUUUGCACGAUAUAUACAAGUAUUGGCGGAAUGAAAGCCGUUAUAUGGACCGAUGUUACUCAGACAAUUAUGAUGUUUCUUGGUGUCAUUUUAUCGAUGAUUAUUGGUUUUCGCAAUAGUGGAGGAAUUAGUAAUGUAUUUAAGACUGUAGCUGACGGCAAUCGAAUACAAUUAUCAACAAUAUCAAUUGAUCCAUCUAUUCGAUAUACUAUCUGGAGCAUUAUUAUUGGCGGCAGUUUAAAUGCCACCGCUGUGUACUCAUGUUUACAAACACAAGCACAACGUUAUCUUUGUGUGAAAAGCACACGAGCAGCACAAAAAGUAGCAUGGGUUAAUUUGGUCAUGUGCAUAAUAAUGAUGUUACUGUGUGUAUCAGUAGGAUGUCUUCUGUAUGCGAAGUACAGUGAAUGUGAUCCUCUUCGAGCAAGAUUGAUUUCAAAGCCUGAUCAAUUGUAUCCGUUAUUUGUAAUUGAAACUCUGGGUCGAUUUCCUGGUUUGACUGGUUUGUUUAUCGCAUCGGUAUUGAGCGCUUCAUUGAGUACAAUAUCCAGUGGAGUGAAUAGCGUCGUUACAGUGUUUCUAGAAGAUAUUUAUAAACGUGUGGUAAAAACAAAUCCUAUGUCUGAUCGAAAACAAGCAUUGGUUUCGAAACUAUUGUCACUUUUUAUCGGUUUGCUCAUAGUCUUCCUCGCAUUUGCUGCGUCUCGUUUAGGUGAUAAUAUUAUCGUGAUAGUUUUUCAAAUUUCGGGCUCGUUCGCAGCACCAAUCUUGGGCGUUUUCCUCGUCGGAUUAUUUCUACCACGAGUGAAAAGUCGAAGUGUGUUGAUUGCUUUUGUUUGCUGUUUAAUUUUCCAGGCCUGGGUGCUUCUCGGUGCAACUCUAACUGUUAAACCACGAGUAGGAGAAGGUGGCCGAUUGCCAAUAUCCGUUGACAAAUGUGUGUCAAAGAUCAAUAUUAGCCAAUCAAUGGCAACAGAACAAAGCCCAAAUAUUUUCACGCCACUCUACUCGAUCUCUGUUAUGUGGUAUUCGUUCAAUGGCGUAAUUAUUGUUAUUCUCCUAGGUUUAUUAGGAUCGUUCGUUUUCGAUGCCAAGGAUACGAAGAUAGUAGACAAAUCGUUAUUGAGAUCGUGGAACGAUUUAUUUGUCUGUUUCCGGAAAGAUGAAGAAUUGACAACAUUGCAAGCAAAUGAAAUCGAAAUGGACACUAUAGAAAAAGAGCCAAUGUUCUAG